Laetiporus sulphureus 93-53 is the source of this 417-nucleotide messenger RNA. RefSeq lists its product as uncharacterized. Lineage: Eukaryota; Fungi; Basidiomycota; Agaricomycetes; Polyporales; Laetiporaceae. The transcript is spliced from 2 exons. The coding region runs from base 185 to 346 and encodes 53 amino acids. The record is from RefSeq and is a predicted model, not a curated record.
UGCCGUGGUCGCAUCUCCGGCGGCGAUCCUUGCAACUUGGCUUUCUUUGCGCUAUGUGUCACCCUAAGCCAGAGAACUACAAUGAACGUUUGUAGAUGGCGAGCAAGAUGGCCUUUUGCUCUGAAAUUGGCCUUCUCUCCAGUGUGCCUCCUCUGCCUCAGUGAUUCUGGACAGUGGUGUCAUCAUGGGCCAUCCAUAUCACUGUUACGACGACCUAUCACAACAUGUUGGCGCGCAUUUGACUGGUUUCUGCUUUGCAAUACACAUUCCGGUGUAUGUGAAGGUAUUGGCUUGUGAGAACGUACUGUGCAAUACCCUCGGACGGUCCUGUAUCGCAGCCAUAUGACUGAUGUGGCAUGCAAGAAGCACACGAGCACAUGCGAAAGCUCUACAAAUUAUAUCGAGAUAAUUUACCGG